Akanthomyces muscarius is the source of this 990-nucleotide messenger RNA. RefSeq lists its product as uncharacterized. Bases 1 to 990 code for a protein of 329 amino acids. The transcript has 2 exons. Gene Ontology annotation, molecular function: 8-oxo-dGDP phosphatase activity. Lineage: Eukaryota; Fungi; Ascomycota; Sordariomycetes; Hypocreales; Cordycipitaceae. The record is from RefSeq and is a predicted model, not a curated record.
AUGAAGUCCAACCUGGAUCUUGUGAAUGAUACUGAUGGCUUCCCAUACGGGAACGGACCCAUCACCAUCGAGGGCCAGGGCCUCUUCACCCUGCUCUGGCGCGACGCCGACGGCGAGUACCCCAUCGGCUAUGUCCUCGACCGCGUGGUCGAGGUCUUCACGCAGCUCCCGGCCUCCCUCACCGGCAACCUGCGAGUGGACCGCGCCGCGCGCACGCUGCUCAUGUUCCAGGACCUGGCCACUGAGCCCGCGCGCACCGCCGCCGUCGCCGCCCUGACGCAGCACCUCCGCGAGCAGAACAUCUUUCCCCUGCUGUGCGGCUGGCGCAACGAGCCCUGGCCCGUCCACGGCCGCCGGGGCGAGCUGCUCUUCAGCGUGGAGCGCGCGGCAGUCGGCCUCUUCGGCACCGUGCGCUACGGCGUGCACCUGACGGCGUACGUCGAGGACGCAUCGGCGCCGCACGGCGUCCGGAUCUGGGUGCCGCGCCGCGCCGCCAACAAGUCGACGUUCCCCGGCAUGCUGGACAACACGGUCGCGGGCGGGCUCAUGACGGGCGAGGACCCAUUUGAGUGCAUGGUGCGCGAGGCCGACGAGGAGGCGAGCCUGCCCGAGGCCGUCGUGCGCGCGGGGACCACGCCCGCGGGCACCAUUACGUACAUUUACAUCACCGACGGGCCCAACAACGGCGAGGCUGGCUUCGUCUACCCCGAGGUGGAGUGGGCGUAUGACUUGAAGCUGCCGGCGGACGUGGUGCCGCAGCCCAAGGACGGCGAGGUUGACGAGUUUUACCUGUGCGACGUGGACACGAUCCGGCGCGACCUGGCGGCGGGCGAGUACAAGACCAACUGCGGCGUGGUGAUGCUGGACUUUUUUAUCCGCCAUGGCAUCUUGACGGCCGAGGAGGAGCCGCAGCUGGCGGGGAUUGAGAGGAGGAUGCACAGAGAGCUGCCGUUCCCGGGACCGCAUUGGAGCAACUGGCACAGUGCGUGA